CAUAAAGGUGACAUUGAUGGUUCUUGAUUCAUUUUGUUUCGUGAAACGAAUUACAGAACAAAUGUUAAUAUUUUUACUUGAAACUUAUUAAAACAUUGUGCUAUAACUGUAGUUUUCUUAAACAUAUCAAAGAAAAUGAACGACCCGGAAUUAGAGAGAAUUCGUCAGCAGCGUCUCGCCGAACUACAAGCCCAACAUGGAGGUGGAGAUCCAAAUCAAGCCAAGGCUCAGCAAGAGCGGAUGCAGGCUAUGGAAGAGGCAAAACAUUCAAUAUUAUCCCAAGCACUUAGCCAAGACGCCAGAACAAGAUUGAAUAUAAUAAAAUUAAGUAAACCAGAAAAAGCAUCAAUGGUGGAAAACAUGAUCUGCAGAAUGGCUCAAAUGGGCCAAGUGAGCUCAAAAAUAUCGGAGCAAGAAUUGAUACAGUUGUUGGAAUCAGUCAAUCAACAAAUGCCUAAAUCUUCGAGCACUGUUAAAUUUGACAGAAGAAGAGCUGCCCUUGAUUCUGAUGAAGAUGAUUUGUAGUAUUUGUUGAAACUAUUCAGUAAUUCUACACCAGAAUGCCUUAAAUUAUACUCAGUUUUUUCGAGUCUUAUUGCUAAACAAAAAGCUAAUAUAGUUCAGGCAGAUUUUUUAAGUGUGGAGAAUAAAAUAUAUUGUAACAUUCUCUUUCUUUUAGCAAUAAGUUAUUUUUGUCAAAAGCAAUAAUUCCUAAUUAUCUUAAUUAGGUGAUGAUUAGCCUUUUGCUAUUAAUUAACACAAGGCUUAUGGUCUCAAAACAAGUCAAUACCUACUUUAUAAACUAUGUUAUCCUACAAAAAAAAAAUAAAAAAAAAAAACUAAAAACAUGUGAGGCAUAUGGGAAGACAUCAAAAUCAUAAAUUGCUUUUAAUUUCUACUUAAAAUUUAAGUGUUUCAAUUUUGCCCUAAUAACAAAUUGUAUGAUUGUGUUAUAAAUUAAAACAAACUCUUAUGUAAGCUUCUCAAAUGUAUAAUUUUUUCUGUAAUAAAUUAAAAAUUAUUUUAUGCAAAAAAA
Messenger RNA from Colias croceus (clouded yellow), 1036 nucleotides. RefSeq names its product programmed cell death protein 5 (gene PDCD-5). Gene Ontology annotation, molecular function: DNA binding. Bases 136 to 525 code for a protein of 129 amino acids. NCBI's taxonomy places the organism in Eukaryota, Metazoa, Arthropoda, Insecta, Lepidoptera, Pieridae. The transcript has 4 exons. Gene Ontology annotation, cellular component: cytosol; nucleus. The record is from RefSeq and is a predicted model, not a curated record.